AUGUCAUCAGAUCCACCCGUUGAUUUGGGCCCUGCUGAAGAAUCUGAAAAGCCAGCAAUUCUCCGUGAAGAUGCAUCGAAUCACAUUAUCGAAAUUCCUAUUCAAUCAUCAGCAAAAGACGAAUCAUCAAACUCUGAAAAUAAUUCGAAUUCUGAUAGCGACGAUGACGACUUUCCGUUUGAUUUAACCUUCGAAUGGCUCGAUGAACAAAUGCGUACUGGCACAGAUCUACAUCCGUUUCUUUCUCGGAUCAUACCCGGCUUACCUCAGGAUGUUUCUCAAUCGACAAUGUACGAGAUUCUCAUGAAUCUCUUUCUACCGAUUCGUCAACGAAAAGCACUCGAACAAUAUAAAACCAUCGACGAUGCAGUUGAACUGAUACGUACCCGUAAAAAUAUUCUUGUUCUAACUGGUGCUGGUAUAUCAGUUAGCUGUGGAAUUCCUGAUUUUCGUUCUCGGAAUGGUAUCUAUGCUCGUUUACGUGAAGAAUUUCCUGAACUACCGAAUCCUCAAUCAAUGUUUGAUAUUGAAUAUUUCACUGACGAUCCUCGACCAUUUUUUCGCUUUGCCAAAGAAAUCUGGCCCGGGCAGUAUCAGCCGUCGUUAGCUCAUCAUUUUAUCAGCGAACUCGAACGACAAGAUAAACUAUUGAGAAAUUAUACUCAAAACAUCGAUUCAUUAGAACAUCUAUGCCCAAUCACACGAUUAAUCCAAUGCCAUGGAUCGUUCUCAAGUGCCACAUGCCGUGUCUGUCAUCAUUCAGUGAAAAGUGACGAAAUCAAAGAAGAAAUUCUACAACAAAAGAUUCCACACUGCCCCAAAUGUCCUACAGAUCGACCGGAUGCUAUUCUUAAGCCAGACAUUGUUUUCUUCGGUGAACAACUACCAGAUGAUUUUCACAAAGCUAUAUCUCUGGAUAAAACCCAAUGUGAUCUUUUAAUUGUGAUGGGUUCAAGUUUAAAAGUGAAACCAGUCUCGCUCGUAUCAGAAUUAUUAUCGAGUGACAUCCCACAGAUUCUCAUUAAUCGUGAACGAUUGCCACAUAAAACAUUCGAUAUCGAAUUACUCGGGAACUGUGAUGUGAUUAUCAAUGAAAUAUGUUCUCGAUUAAGCAAAAUCGAUCCAGUAUUUGGACAAAUUAAAAAUGUACAAGAGAAAUUUUUGAAAGAAAUUCCUUAUGAAAAUUUCUUACCGACACAAGAACCCGAAAGGAAAAAACAAAAGCUUUCAACAGAUAAUGAUGAUCAACAACAGCAACAACCUUCAUCCGAGUCGGAACUUUUAACGACUGAAACAUCAUCUUCACCGAAACAGAUCUUCUCAUCAUUGAAGAAUUCUUCAGUAUUUAAUGACGAGUCAUCAUAUGUCUAUUGUCCACCAAGGCGGUACAUAUUUCCAGGCGCGGAAAUAGAUUUCUCAUCAGACGAUGAUGAGGAGGACGACGACGACAACGACGACGACGAUGAUGAUAAUAGUAGUUAUGAGACAGACGAUGAAGAAGAACUACCGAGAAAAAAUGUUGAAUGA
Adineta ricciae is the source of this 1527-nucleotide messenger RNA. NCBI's taxonomy places the organism in Eukaryota, Metazoa, Rotifera, Eurotatoria, Adinetida, Adinetidae. The record is from the annotation of a GenBank genome assembly.